AUCAUCAACAAUUCAGAGCCGGCGAAGCUUGCCGUUCCCGCCGCCGGAGGAGAGUUUUUACUGUUGCAGUGGUCACAUGAAAUGAUCUUGGGUUGAUGUUUGUGUAUGGUAGCAGAGGAAUAUAGUCAUGAAGCUUAUUUCACUUGUUAGAAGCGUUCGUUCUCGCCAAUGUCAACCGGAAGUUAUCUGGUCUGUGCAAGUUCGUUUCUUGCAGCAAGAUUCUGUCUCGAAAGCUAAGCCUAAGAAAUACAAAUACCCGUCAGUUUAUGAUCCCUAUGGUCCUAGACCCCAGCCUUCAAACAAAAUCAUGGAGUUAGCUGAGCGUAUAGCUGCGUUAUCUCCAGAAGAACGGAAACAAAUUGGUCCUGCACUCAAUGAACACCUGAGGCUUCCAAAACAACAGAUGAUUUCAUCGGAUGGCAUUGGUGCAAAACAAGAUACUGGAGCUGGGAAAGUUGAGGAGAAGAAGGAGAAGACGGCUUUCGAUGUGAAGUUGGAGAAGUUUAAUGCAUCUGAUAAGAUCAAAGUGAUAAAAGAAGUGAGAACGUUCACGAGUUUGGGUCUGAAGGAGGCGAAAGAGCUUGUGGAGAAAGUCCCAGCUAUUCUUAAACAAGGUGUGACAAAGGAAGAAGCUAAUGAAAUCAUAGCAAAGAUCAAAGCUGUAGGUGGAGUCGCAGUUAUGGAAUGUUUUGUAAUAACAAAUCAAUUACUAGUCAUUGAGAAACCUGUUUCAAUGGCGAUUCACAAGCUUCCACUUCUUCUCUUUCUCUCCACCCUCCUCUUCCUCAAUCGCCCUGUUCUUAGCGACACUGAUGAAGAGGACAUUCUUCUCACAGGAAUCAACAGCUACAGAACAACACAGAAUCUAACAACCUUAAGCAAGAACGAAAACGCAGAAUGUCUAGCUGACGAAAUCGCAGACCAAUUCAAGAACAAACCAUGCACCAACGACACUGGCUCAGCCACAGUACCUGGAACCGAGCCACAGUUCGCAAACUACCCUCAGAUUCUAGCCAAAUGCCACUUAAACGUCUCUGACACUAGAGACGGUUCGAUUAUGCCUGCAUGUGUUCCUCGUUUAGAAUCAAGCCUCGUCCUCACAAACUUCACCAAGUCACAAUACUCAAUGAGUUUGAACGAUUCAAAGUUUACAGGGAUUGGUAUUGGUAAAGAAGAUGAUUGGAUCGUUGUGGUUCUCACUACCAACACACCAGAAGGAAGCUAUUCUACAGCUACACCUUCAAAACAGGAUUCAAAUGGCUUCACCUUUAGUGUUGGUCUCGAUAUUCUCGGAUCGGUUCGCCGAUCCUUGGUUUUCCGGUCUUCUUUGGCCGGAGACGAUGGUACUAGCGGCGGAGGUCUUAGCGGAUUCGUCGGGAAGAUUAACUCAAGUAUCCGUAGCUCUCGAAUUGGCCUAUUCACUAAGCCGCCUCCAGGCCUUCCUGCUCCUAGAAAAGAAGAAUCGCCGUCGAUUCGGUGGAGGAAAGGGGAAUUAAUCGGUUGCGGUGCUUUUGGAAGGGUUUACAUGGGAAUGAAUCUCGAUUCCGGCGAGCUUCUUGCAAUUAAACAGGUUUUAAUCGCUCCAAGCAGUGCUUCAAAGGAGAAGACUCAGGGUCACAUCCGAGAGCUUGAGGAAGAAGUACAACUUCUUAAGAAUCUUUCACAUCCAAACAUUGUUAGAUACUUGGGUACUGUAAGAGAGAGUGAUUCGUUGAAUAUUUUGAUGGAGUUUGUUCCUGGUGGAUCAAUAUCAUCUUUGUUGGAGAAGUUUGGAUCUUUUCCUGAGCCAGUGAUAAUAAUGUACACAAAGCAGCUGUUGCUGGGUUUGGAGUAUCUUCACAACAAUGGGAUUAUGCAUAGAGAUAUUAAGGGGGCAAAUAUUUUGGUCGAUAACAAAGGGUGCAUCAGGCUCGCAGAUUUUGGUGCUUCCAAGAAAGUUGUAGAGCUAGCUACUGUAAAUGGUGCCAAAUCUAUGAAGGGGACACCUUAUUGGAUGGCUCCUGAAGUCAUUCUUCAGACUGGUCAUAGCUUCUCUGCUGAUAUAUGGAGUGUUGGGUGCACUGUGAUUGAGAUGGCUACAGGGAAGCCUCCCUGGAGCGAGCAAUAUCAGCAGUUUGCUGCUGUCCUUCAUAUUGGUAGAACAAAAGCUCAUCCUCCAAUUCCAGAAGACCUCUCACCAGAGGCUAAAGACUUUCUAUUGAAAUGCUUACACAAAGAACCAAGCUUGAGACUCUCUGCAACCGAAUUGCUUCAGCACCCGUUUGUCACUGGAAAGCGCCAGGAAUCUCAUCCAGCUUACCGUAAUUCUCUUACGGAAUGCGGAAACCCAAUAACUACACAAGGAAUGAAUGUUAGGAGUUCAAUAAAUUCGUUGAUCAGGAGGUCAACAUGUUCAGGCUUGAAGGAUGUCUGUGAACUGGGAAGCUUGAGGAGUUCCAUGAUAUACCCACAGAAGUCAAAUAAGUCAGGAUUCGGUUGGCGAGAUGGAGACUCUGAUGACCUUUGUCAGACCGACAUGGAUGAUCUCUGCAACAUUGAAUCAGUCAGAAACAAUGUUUUGUCACAAUCCACCGAUUUAAACAAGAGUUUUAAUCCCAUGUGUGAUUCCACGGAUAACUGGUCUUGCAAGUUUGAUGAAAGCCCAGAAGUGAUGAAAAGCAAAUCUAACCUGCUUUCUUACCAAGCUGCUGAACUAAAAACUGGGGUUCUAUGUAAUGAGGAAACCAGCUUAACCUUUGCUGGUGGCUCUUCCGUUGCAGAGGACGAUUAUAAAGCCACAGAGUUGAAAAUAAAAUCAUUUUUGGAUGAGAAGGCUCAAGAUUUGAAAAGGUUGCAGACCCCUCUGCUUGAAGAAUUCCACAAUGCUAUGAAUCCAGGAACACCCCAAGGUGCACUUGGAGACACCAAUAGCUACAAUUUACCAAAUCUACCAACUAUAAGCAAGUCACCUAAACGGCUUCCGAGUAGACGACUCUCAGCAAUCAGUGAUGCUAUGCCCAGCCCACUCAAAAGCUCCAAACGUACACUGAACACAAGCAAAGUGAUGCAGCCAGGAACUGAACCAACUCAAGUCAAUGAGUCGAUCAAGAAGGGAGUAACUAAUAGCCGUUGGUGAGUUAGCUCGUGCUAAAGUUACUGGUUAAAAGCCUGAAAUUGUUUUGUUUUUCUUUGGUGCUAAUGUUUCUUUCUUCCUCAGUUUUUCAGAGAUACGUCGGAAGUGGGAAGAAGAGCUCUAUGAAGAGCUUGAGAGGCAUCGAGGCAAGUGUUUUUUCUUCAAGACUAAACAUUUAAGCAAAGA
Messenger RNA from Arabidopsis arenosa, 3298 nucleotides. Lineage: Eukaryota; Viridiplantae; Streptophyta; Magnoliopsida; Brassicales; Brassicaceae. The record is from the annotation of a GenBank genome assembly.